Triticum turgidum subsp. durum (durum wheat) is the source of this 438-nucleotide messenger RNA. The record is from the annotation of a GenBank genome assembly. NCBI's taxonomy places the organism in Eukaryota, Viridiplantae, Streptophyta, Magnoliopsida, Poales, Poaceae.
AUGAAAAACCUACAGCGCAAGGUACAACCAGUGAAGGGGAAGAUGGAGCCGAAGCCCAAGAGGAAGAAGACCAGGGCGGCGGCGCCAGCAGAGGUGGAGGAAUUCACGGCGCUUGAGCUGGAAGCGGCUGAGCAACUCGUCCGCCUUAGCGAGAGCAGCGUGUCCUUGGGCACCCUGCGCGUCCUCCCCGUCGCCCCCUGCGUGGCGCUCUCGGGUCAGUCCUCCUCCCCUCCGCGCUCCACGAAGGCCCCACCAGCGCCGCCGGCUUCGGGCGCCAUAAUUCUUGGUGGUUCCGAGGACUGGGAGGAAGAUGAGGAGCAUGAGGUGGCCGGGAGGCAGCGGAGGGUGAAGCGCUACCGCCUGAUCAGCGAGAUCUACGCCGCAACGGAGCCAAUUGGCGAGCGCACCGGUAGCAAACAAAACAAGAAAAGGGAGUAG